Molecule: messenger RNA, 660 nt
Organism: Fusarium pseudograminearum CS3096
Lineage: Eukaryota; Fungi; Ascomycota; Sordariomycetes; Hypocreales; Nectriaceae
Exons: 6
Coding region: 1-660 (219 amino acids)
Biological process (GO): protein polyubiquitination; ubiquitin-dependent protein catabolic process
Cellular component (GO): nucleus
Molecular function (GO): ubiquitin conjugating enzyme activity
Source: RefSeq, a predicted model, not a curated record
AUGAGUAGCCCUCGCCGUAGAAUAGAGACAGAUGUCAUGAAGCUCAUGAGCGACUAUGAAGUCACACUUGUUAACGACAAUAGUAAGCGUGUCUUCGAAAUGUCGAUAUCGACCCCGCUAACAGCUACCAGUGUAUGCCCCUCCUCACCACUGGUAACUUCCAGCGAUUCCCUGACCGAUACUCUCAGGCAAGAGUUCUAUGUUAGGUUUAAGGGACCGGCUGAAACUCCAUUCGAAGGCGGAACAUGGAAGGUCCAUGUCGAGCUGCCCGACACGUACCCUUACAAGUCUCCAAGCAUUGGCUUUGUCAAUCGCAUCUUCCAUCCUAACAUUGACGAGUUGUCUGGAUCAGUGUGCUUGGAUGUCAUUAACCAAACUUGGUCACCCAUGUUUGAUAUGAUCAACAUUUUCGAGGUCUUCCUCCCCCAACUUCUACGAUACCCCAACCCGACCGACCCUCUCAACGGCGAAGCAGCAGCCUUGCUGAUAAGAGAACCCAAGAGCUACGAUGCUAAAGUCAAAGAAUACGUCCAGAAAUACGCCUCUAAGGAAGCCGCAGACGAAGCCGGAGCCGAGAGCGAAGAUGACGACGAGCUAUCCUCAGUUGCCAGCUUUGGCGACGACGACGACGAGCCAGCAGGCCAAAUGGAUGAUGUAUAA